Messenger RNA from Rhea pennata, 3304 nucleotides. RefSeq names its product apical junction component 1 homolog (gene AJM1). The coding region runs from base 1 to 3303 and encodes 1100 amino acids. The transcript has a single exon. Gene Ontology annotation, cellular component: apical junction complex; plasma membrane. NCBI's taxonomy places the organism in Eukaryota, Metazoa, Chordata, Aves, Rheiformes, Rheidae. The record is from RefSeq and is a predicted model, not a curated record. Gene Ontology annotation, biological process: cell-cell junction organization.
AUGACACGAACCGACCCGCCUGACAUCCUGGUGUCUACGGUGUACCAAGAUAUAAAGGUGGCCUCCGCAGCCCCCCAGGAUUCGAUCGUCUGCCAGCCGCUGGCGCGAUGUGACGCCUUCAUGUCCUCGUCCCUGCCCUGCGAUCCGCAGCCCUUCAACAAGCGCCACUGCCGGAGCUUCGACUUCCUUGAGUCGCUCGACGACCAGCUGGGCGCCCCGGCGGCCAUGGAGCGUCCCCCCGGCCCGGGCAGCCCCGAGCCGGCAGCGGGGCGUCGCGCUGCACCGAGGCUGGAUGGCGCCGGCAGCAGGGCUGCGCCGGCGGCGAGGGAAGGGCCCAGGGAGCCAUCGGCUCGGGGCGAGGCGAGGCGGCGAGCCCGGUCCAAGAGCGCUCCCCGGGCGAAAACCACCUUCGCACCGGUGCCCGUCGCCGGCGUGGCGUCGCCACCGGCAGCACGCCGGGGGCGCGAGGCGCUGCGGGCCUCGCGGGAGGCGGCCCGCGGCGAGCCAUCGCCGCGCCGCGAGGGCGGCUACGCGGCCCGCCGGCCGCUGGCCAACGAGGUGCACCCCAUCAAACUGCAGCCGCAGCGGAGCGGCGCCAGCCGCAUCUCGCCGCUCUGCGUUGGUGGCGGCAACUGCUUCGAGGAGGUGCCCGGCGCUGCCAAGGCGGCCGCCAGCCCCCACGUCAAGUGCCGGGUGGACAUCAAGCCGGACGAGGCGGUGCUGGCGCACGCGGCGCGCGGGCUCAAGGCCGCGCAGGGCAGGCAGGAGGCGGCGGCGGGCUGGCGCCGGGCGCCCGUGGCGGCCCGCGGCCUGGCGGUGCCGGGUGGCAGACAGGCGGCCCUCUCGCGCACGCCCACCCCCAGCGACUCGUACAGCGGCGAGCACCCGCUGCUGCCCUACGCCGCCGACUACUACGAGGCAGACCCGCGGGGCCCGGCGUACCAGACGGUGCCGGUGCCCUCGUCGCGCGAUUACCGGGAGUACCCCGAGAGGGGCUGCAUGACCUUCGCCGCCCCCGGCGUCCCUACCAAGUUCUUCUAUGCCGAGGAGCCCGCGCGCUGCCCCAGCCCGGCCAUGCCCCUCAAGAGCUCCGGCUACGCCAGCUACCCUUACCCCCGGCGCCACAGCCCCCCACAGCACUUCUACACGGAGGAGCCAACCAAAGUGAGCAUGCGCGCCAUCCCGCCGCGGACGCUCUACGUGGAGGAGGCGCGCAGCUACCCCAUGCAGGAGCCCCCCGGCCACGCUUUCUACGGCGACGACCCGCGCUUCUACGCUGCCCACGGCGCUCCGCUGAAAACGCUCUACGCCGAGGAUGCCCGGACGUACCCUGCCCUUGGCUCUUCCGCCAGAGUCUUCUACGCUGAGGAUUACGGGAAGUACCGCGAGCGGGAGGCUGCUGCGCGGACGUGCCCCCUUCCCCGCAGCACCCAGCCCUUGCACUUCAGCGACUGGUACUGCCCCGAGCGGAGCGCGCUGCCCUAUCAGACCUUGCAGGUGUCACGGGUUGCCCCCCAGCUGCCUGGGCGCGAGGCCAUGCUCUCCUCCUGGCACGCCAGCUACAGCACAAACCCCCCGCGGCUGGGCAGGGAGAGCCAGCACUACUCCAAAUCCUGGGACAACAUCCUGACGCCCGUUGUCCGCCGCGAGGACCCCCUGCUCCGCGGGCGCAGCUAUGAGAACCUGCUGGCGCAGGAGCAGCCACGUGCCUUAUCCCCCGACGACCGGCGGCAACCGGUGGUGAUCAACCUAUCCAGCUCGCCCAAGCGCUACGCCGCCCUGUCUCUCUCGGAGAACUCCAUCAUUGAGAGGGUGCACGCAGACGGCGGCCGCUACCCCAUGGGCCGCUCCUGGUAUGUCACACCGGAGAUUACCAUCACCGACAACGACAUCCGCGCCAACGGCCUCAGCAAGAGCGAGAGACGCUCAGCCAGCUGGGACGUGCUGGAUGCGGGGCGGGAGGGCAACUGUCCUUACACUGUGCCCUACCACCCAGACCCUGUCACCAAAGAAAGUGCCCAAAGCAAUUCGGCCCGCCAGCGCAGCCUGGAGCAGCUGGACGAGCUCAUCACUGACCUGGUCAUCGACUACAAGCCAACGCCCAGCCACCGCGCUGGUGACAGAGAUAGCCUCGCCGAUCAGCUCAAAAAACUCAUCAACAGCAGUGCCCCAGGACACCCCAGGAAAGCGGAGGCCAGGAAGGCCCCCGCCUGCACGCCCGAGGGAAACCGGCCCAUGAAGGAACAGCCGGGCCCCAGCACCUUCUGCAGUGACUCUCGCCCCGAGCGGGGCAACCACGGGCUGCCCAUGUCUGUCUCCAGCAGCAACUUUGAGAAGCACCUGGACAACUGCUCUCCAGACCUAAGCGCCGAGGAGGACGACAUGAUGAUGUGCUCGAAUGCCAAGUGCCGGCGGACAGAGACCAUGUUCAACGCCUGCCUCUACUUCAAGUCCUGCCACAGCUGCUACACUUACUACUGCUCCCGAAACUGCCGCCGCGAGGACUGGGACACACACAAGGAGAGCUGUGUCUAUGGGCGCGUUGGCAGCAUCUGCCGCCAUGUGUUACAGUUCUGCCGGGAGAACGCCGAGGUGCACAAGGCUUUCUCGCGCAUUGCCAAGGUGGGCUACCUCUCCCGGGGACGUGGUGUGCUCUUCUUGGGCUUCCCCAACUCGGGCUCAGCGGAGAACUUCCUCCAGUUCGGCUUGGAGAGCUUGCUGAUGUCCCCCACAUACCUAUCUCUGCGGGAGCUGGAGAGCUACUCGGAUAACCUAGGGGAAUAUGCUCGGGAGCUGCGGGAGACCGGCAACCAGUACGACCCCGAUGAAUGUUUCCUCUUGAAUGUAACUGUGGCCGUUGCCCAAAAAGUGCCGGAGAGGCCAUCUCCGAAGAUCCAGGUGCCGACGGUCAGGAAAUAUGCCAAGGUGGCCUUAGCCUCAUCCAGCCCUGAGAAGAAGAUCUUGAAGAAGGAGAGGGACAUGGAGACCUUGAUCCUGACCCCGCCGCCCAGCACGGCGGACAUCGACAAGGAGGGGGACGAAGGGCGCAAGGCGCGGGAGGUCUGCUUCAUCAACAUCCAGCGGGAGUUGCGCAUCCGCGGCGUCUUCCUGCGCCAUGAGUUCCCCAAGAUCUAUGAGCAGCUCUGCGACUUUGUGGAGAGCAACAAGCGCUUCACUCCCACCACCAUCUACCCCAUUGACAAGAGGACAGGCAAGCAGUUCAUGUGCAUGAUCAUGGCUGCCUCAGAGCCCCGCACCCUUGACUGGGUGGCCAGCCCCAACCUCCUGGAUGACAUCAUGUGAA